Molecule: messenger RNA, 3696 nt
Organism: Metarhizium album ARSEF 1941
Lineage: Eukaryota; Fungi; Ascomycota; Sordariomycetes; Hypocreales; Clavicipitaceae
Product: Spindle associated
Exons: 2
Coding region: 1-3696 (1231 amino acids)
Cellular component (GO): microtubule organizing center
Source: RefSeq, a predicted model, not a curated record
AUGGUUCAACCAGGGUUUGGCGGCGUACUCGACACGCCUCGAACGAAUCUCGGAGACGCUACGUACCUCAGCAGGCAGCCCGAUUUUGCUGACAUUUCCCAGGAAGCCUCCUUUCAAUCCCCAGGAAAAGAUGGCGACUUUCUGCAGCAGCUUCGUAAUGGACGCUCAAAUGGAGUCGAUCUACGAACGCCACGACAGAGAGGGCCACUGGCAGAUCGCAGAAAUAUACCUCGAAAUAAUCUUGGAGGGGCUGAAUUUACACCUAUGCUGAAGUUGUCCGCAAGAAAUAGUGCUCGCAAAAAUGGCAGGGAGAAUGGGGCUACUGGUUUGAAUGCACCAGCAUUGGAUAAAAUAGAUGAAGACGACAUGACGCCCGUACCGCGAGGGGACAAUUCUGUUUAUCUGGCCUCUCGAAGCCAAUCGUUUCUCGACAACACCCUGCCCCAGCUCGAAAGCAGUAGUGUUGCUUCCACCCCGUUGGCCGUGCAGCCUCGGAGAGACGGGGAUAAAGGGCCAUUGCAGGAUGGAAACCAGUUGUCACUCCGUGAACAGGAAAACGUCAUUGAUAGGAUUGAAAAGGAAAACUUCGGCCUAAAGCUGAAAAUUCACUUCCUCGAGGAAGCGUUGCGAAAGGCCGGUCCCGGCUUCAGCGAAGCAGCCCUCAAGGAAAACACAGAGUUGAAAGUCGACAGGGUGACAAUGCAACGAGAGCUUCACCGAUAUAAGAAGCAUGUCACGGCGGCCGAGCGGGACCUUGAAUCAUAUCGACAACAGAUGCAAGAGCUUCAAGAAAAAACAAGGCGAAAGCAAAAUGACCAAAGCCAGCGCCAGGAACUUGAACGACUGCAAAAGGCCCUGGAGGAAAAAUGUUCCGAUGUUGAUGCACUUCAACAGCAAGUGGACCAGAGUCAUCACGACGAGGAUCAGCUCGAAAAACUCCGUGACAACAUCGAGGACCUGGAAGCAGAUUUACGAGAAAAGGAUCGCUUGAUAACGGAAAGAGACGAUGAGCUGGAUGAUCUCAGGGACAGACUUGGUGCUGCCGAGGACAAGCAAAAAGAAGCGCAAAGGAGGAUGAGUGAAAUGGAAGGCAUGGAGAACCAGAAUGAAGAAUUAGAAGAAGCCAGGGAGACUAUCCAAGACCUCGAGCUCAGUAUUCGGCGCCUAGAGGAACAAAUCGAAGAUUUGAAGGACAAGGCGGAACAGGCGAUAUCCCAGAAAGAUCGAGCCGAACAUGACCUCGAGGAGCUCCAAGAAGAAAUGACCAACAAGUCUGUGCUGACCAAGGGACUCUCAAGACAAGUUGAAGAGAAGGUAUCCCGCUUGCAAGAAGAGCUCGACAAAUCUGGAAAGGAAUACGCAGAACUGGAAAAAGAGCUGGCCGGUGCAAACGAGGAAAAUGAGCAGCUCAGGCUGGAGAUGGAUGAAUUGAGAAAUGAGCAACAAGAAAUCAGACGCGGACAGCGUGACAAUUCAAUCAAAGUUCAGGACCUUGAAGCAGAGCUACUUGCCGUUGCCGAUGAGAAGGAUGUUUUACAAGCGCGGCACGAAACGCUGACAACCGAGGCCCAGGCUCUUCAGCGUGACGUGCAGCGACUGGAAAAAGAGGUGGAAGAGCUGCAGAAAAACGUGUCAGAUGAGAGGGAAUACGCGGCAGAGAUCGAGACAGACUUGCGCCAACAGUAUAAGGGUGAAUUAGAACGAUUGAACGACGCCAUUUCAGGCUUGCAGGCCGAGGUCCGCGAGCGUGACAAUCUUUACGACAACGAUAGUGAAAAAUGGGAAAACGAGAAGCAAGCUUUGGUGUCCGAGAGGGAGAGGGCCGAGGAGAAAGCUGCAGGUCUUCAACGGACCGUCGAACGUCUUCGCGAAGCGGAAGGAAACUUGUCGAGCAAAGAGUCCACGUUGCAGAAAGCCAUGGAAAGUGAGAUGGAACGGCAUAAAAGCGAGGAGGCUGUAAUGGCUCGCCAAAUCGAUGACCUCCAGGAGGCUCUAGAAACACGACAAGCCUUGCUCACUAAUUUGCGGAAUGAACUUUCGACUGCCAGGGACGACCUCGCAAAAAUUCAGAUUGACUAUCAAGGACAAGUGAACGAGAUUUGCGCGUUGCAAAGUGAGGCAGAGUUGUUGAGAUCGAAGAACAGUCAAUUGACACCUGGUCGCCGCGAUGCAUUGGUACAGGAUUCACAAUAUCUCCGAGACCAAAUCGCCAGACUCAAAGCGGACCUGAGCUCCGCUCAGUCAUCUCUCGCUGAAGCAAGAGCGCAGCGGGAUGAGUUUCAAAAACAACUACUCAAAAAUGGCGCCGAGGCGAAAUCGUCUACAGCAACUCCAUUCAGCAACCAAGAAGUUGAAUCUGCUCGACGUACAAUACGAGAGCUGGAGCAGCGGGUUAGAAAUUACGAACAUCAACUAAGCAAGCUCAAGAUGGCCGACGAUGACGACGUCGUUGGCAGCGUAUCAAGCCUGCGAAGAGACUUGUCGGCAUCGCGUCAAAGGGAACUCGAUUUCCUGCAAAAAGAGGCGGCUCAUCGGGAUACCAUUAGGGGCCUCAAUGUGCAAAUUGCGGAGCUGGAGCGGCAGCUACAUGAAGGCAAAGUUUCUCAAAUGGCGAGAUCACCUCCCCGCUCAGCAGCCGAGUCUGCAGGUAAUUCCGCAGCUGCAAGACAACAGCUAGCCGCUUCCCAACGCGCUUUGGAUGAACUAAACCUGCAGGCUGCCGAGUCGGAGCGAAUGGCGUCACGGGCAAUCGAGGAGUUGCAGAGGCAGAUGAGCGAUCUCGAAGACCAAAAGCUCGUCCUGGAGGAAGUUCUCGAAGCAGCAAACCAACAGGCCGAAGAGGCCGCGGCGCAAAACGACGAGGCCAUGCGUCACAUGAAACACAAGCUGGACAAGGCGGAACGAGAACGAGAUUCGGCCAUUGCCUCGCAGUCAGAAAAGAGCAGGCAAGGCAAACAUCUCAAAAGGAGCCAGGCCGAGAUUGAAAAUCUGGAGCACGAUGUUCGACAGCAGCAAGAACUCAUCGAUGGCCUCGCUGCCACUGAAGCGUCGCUCAGGCGCAAACUGGAACGCGCACGCAGCGAGCGGGCAGCGUUUCGCAUGAGCGCCGAGAAGCUGCAACGAGACGUCCAACUACUGCAGGCCACGAGCGGCGGUCCUGCAGCCCGGAAGGAUGAUGGACAUGGCAUCACGAAGCGACACUGCAAGACCCCGGACGGCGACACCUCGGCAUUUGAGACGCUCGUCCGAGCCGCCGAAGGUGCCGGGGAGCGCCACAGAAAGGAACUGAAGGGCAUGGUGAUGCAAAUGGAGUGGAUGCAAGCUCGUUGGGAACGGGAGGCGUCGCUCAGAUCAGACGCCGCGUACGCAAAGAAGUUUAUCCAGCUGCAGCUUGAUGUUGCCAACGCUUGCAACAAGGCCCAGCUGCGCGAGCUCGAGCAUAUCCGCACCAACCUCCUGCACAGCAAGAAGCCUCUAUCGCUGCCGGCCGCCCCCGACGGCCUCGCUUUCGGCAAGUUGAAACCGACGUCGAUUCGACCGUUUUUUGUAAUGGCCCGCUUCAUCGCUCGCACGCGCAUCGCCUCCCGCAGAUGGGCACAGCAGGAGCAGGUUCGUCUCAAGCUGGUCGCAGCCAGGGACGACCAGCGACGCGUCAAGAGAUCGAGGCAGUUUAAAGUUGUUCGAAUGGACGCAUGA